AUGGCUCAGAUCAAAGGACUGAAUGCCCACGAGCGUCCUCCAGAGGCUGUGCGACAAUGCUACAAAAAAUACAGCAGGUCAUCUAUUGCAGAGAUCGACCAUGAUCCCGGGGUUUUGGAUCUCCAACGACUGGACGAAGAAAGCCUCCCCGCGGGCAUCUCCGUCGCCCAAUACAUGUCGAGUCAAGACCUUCGUCUGGCAUUCGAUGAUUUCAUCUGCGGAGGACAUGCCACGAGCCUUGAGCAUGCCCCCUUGACUGAGAAUAUCCCGGUCUUCACGCACAAUGCAGUAUCCGGUCUUUUGAUGAUCCCAUCGCUCUUUCCUCCUACAGUACAAACCGAGUUGUUAUCUCGUCUCCUUCAUCGAGAUCUUCCCAAUCCUGAACACAAAACCAAUCUCCACUUGCAUUAUGAUGUGACAUACCCGGAGAUCUCCCCCGGCAGCAAACACCAUCGGUCCUUCUUUGCGGAUGACUCCCUACGGAUGCUUCAGCCAAAGGAUCCUCAGGUGCAUAAACCUCUUAGCAUUCAGAACGUGUUGGAGAAGAAGCUCCGUUGGGUGACUUUGGGAGGCCAAUAUGACUGGACUGCCAAGGUCUACCCAUCAGAUCCUCCACCACCUUUUCCACAAGAUGUGGCGAAGCUACUAAGGGCUGCGUUUCCUCAGACCGAUGCUCAAGCCGCAAUUCUUAAUCUUUACUCCCCCGGUGAUACGCUCAGCGCCCACCGAGAUGUAAGUGAGGAGUGUGACGUAGGCCUGAUCAGCGUAAGUUUCGGCUGCGACGGACUCUUUCUGAUCAGCCACGACGAUGGUAAUGGGGCGGAAGUCAUUCGGCUCCGCUCCGGCGACACUGUGUACAUGGACGGCACAUCACGCUUUGCCUGGCAUGGUGUGCCCAAGAUCCUACCAGGCACAUGUCCCAGCUGGCUGGCAAGUUGGCCAUGUGUUGACGAGGAUCCAAGCGACUUUGGAUCUUCCCCCUACGAGAUGUGGAAAGGGUGGAUGUCUGGGAAACGGAUCAAUCUCAACGUGCGCCAGAUGACCUUUGGUCCAUGA
This is a messenger RNA of Penicillium oxalicum, 1056 nucleotides long. RefSeq names its product oxidoreductase, 2OG-Fe(II) oxygenase family (gene alkB). The record is from RefSeq and is a predicted model, not a curated record. NCBI's taxonomy places the organism in Eukaryota, Fungi, Ascomycota, Eurotiomycetes, Eurotiales, Aspergillaceae. Bases 1 to 1056 code for a protein of 351 amino acids. Gene Ontology annotation, cellular component: cytoplasm; nucleus. The transcript has 2 exons.